Messenger RNA from Boeremia exigua, 1716 nucleotides. RefSeq lists its product as uncharacterized. The transcript has a single exon. The record is from RefSeq and is a predicted model, not a curated record. The coding region runs from base 1 to 1716 and encodes 571 amino acids. NCBI's taxonomy places the organism in Eukaryota, Fungi, Ascomycota, Dothideomycetes, Pleosporales, Didymellaceae.
AUGAGUUCGUCCGCAACACUCCCGUUGUCUGCGAUUGCAAAGGCCAUCUCCCGCUUCAUUCUCGGUGAAGCGCAGCUCCCUGUCCUCCUCUCGCACUUCCGCACUUUCUUCACCGGUGUGGCGAUUGGCGCUGUGGGAUGCCCUGCCCUUUGGGCCUACCUCACCCGCAACAAGUGCGACCGCGCAAAGGUCCAGCUUGCCGUCUACCACAUCGUGCGGCUCUUGGAAGAUCGCCCACAUUAUAAAGCACUUCUUCAUGACCCGCAGCAGCUCAUGAACCUCAUCGAGCCCGAGGUCAUGCGCUUGGUGAAGAAGCACCUCACCCUAGAUGAGGUGAUCGAGGCAGCCAAGGAGGUGAAGCGCGAGCAUGUGCCUCUCGCGACUGACGAGCCUGUGAAGAAGCGCGUCAAGAAGGAUCGUGCUUCGGCAAAACCCCGUCGUCGAGCAGUCGUGAACCCCGCCUUCAUCCCGACUCCGCGCGGCUUCCUCCCCCCUUCACCCUCCGACCCGGAGUGGCUCCAGUUCGAGAACGCCUCCGUCUCAGACGAGAGUGAGAGCGACGAGUCCGAUGUCGACCUCGACAUGACUGACGAGGCUGCCGCUGCCCCCGUCCACUCUGCCGAAGGCCUCCAAGAGGUGGCGAGGGGCGAGGGCAAGCAGCCCGUCCAGCGCGUGACUCCCAUGCACGCACCUGAGCAGGGAAGCUUCGGCCUCGACUACAACAGCGAGGACCUCUACGCUUCCCCUCCCGGCUCGCCGUCCCACUCCUCCUCCUCCUCCUUCUCCUCCUCCUCCUCCUCAGCUGAGGACCUCGAGCUGCCGCCAUCACAGCCCGCCUAUGACAACAGCGAACCACGCUGGCUGCAGGAGAUGGUCGCGGCGUCGAAGGGCGGCCCAAAGAAGGGUCGUUCCAACGGCGUCAUCCGGUCGUCUCCUGCGCCAGCCGUGGUGCGCAUGUUGCAUGGCAACAGGUGCUCCGGCACCACACUGUCGCCGAUCCAAGGAUCGCCCUCGAUCACUGAGGAUCCCCGGGCUCCCACUGAGGCGGAGCAGGCGUUCGAGCCAGCUGCAGCGAAGUCUGCACCCAAACUCCCUUUUGGACACUGGUCGACCAGUGCACCGCUGGAGUACUCCUCCAGCUCCUCCAGCUCGUCGCAGGAAGCUGCGCUCUCCGCCUGCUCGCCUACGCCCUCGAUGCCCUCUUCAUCGAUGUCAGUGUCGCCCAUGGUAAACUCGCCUGCCCCCUCCCUCCCAUCCUCUUCGCUUGGCUCCUCUCCGACCCCAAGCAAGCGCAAAUCGCCUUCCGCCUCCGACGCUCCCGCCCCCAAGCGCCGAAGCCUCUCCCCCCGGCUGCAAUCCCCAGCCUCGCCAGCCUCGCCGGCCCAGCAGCCUGCCGCGCCCGCGCUCUCACCCGCACCAGCGUCCUCGAUCCCCUCCCCCCCGGUGUCGCUUUCGCCCGCGGCUUCAGUCUCCUCAUCGUCGUCCGGCUCCUCCCUGACCCCGCAGAAGCGCAAGUCACCUUCCACCACCGAUGCUUACGCGCUUAAGCGCCGCCGCCUCUCGCCCCCGACCGCCACUCCCGCCCGCACGCCUAGGCCGUUGCUCAAGCGCGGCCGUGGCCGUGGCCGCACUGGCGACCGAGAGCCCAGGGAGCUGAAGUACGUGCCGCGCAAGUCACCGCGCAGCACGGCAUACACUGGAUCGUACACCAAGUAG